This is a messenger RNA of Branchiostoma floridae (Florida lancelet), 647 nucleotides long. Its product is annotated as succinate dehydrogenase assembly factor 4, mitochondrial-like. Gene Ontology annotation, biological process: mitochondrial respiratory chain complex II assembly. NCBI's taxonomy places the organism in Eukaryota, Metazoa, Chordata, Leptocardii, Amphioxiformes, Branchiostomatidae. The transcript is spliced from 3 exons. Bases 73 to 423 code for a protein of 116 amino acids. Gene Ontology annotation, cellular component: mitochondrion. The record is from RefSeq and is a predicted model, not a curated record.
UGUUGUGUCAAAGGUUAUCCUGCGAUAUUACGACACUUGCCGCUAAACGGGCGGUUGCAUAAAACAAGCAACAUGGCGGCCGUAGGUGGAUGUCGUCUGCUGUCUUUGAGAGUAUCUUGGCUAAAGUUCUCACGUCUCAGUUCAAUUCCAAGGGGGUCAUCCCUCUUGGACAGCCAAGGUGUCUCCAGACAAUACAGUGAUCAGAAGAAAACUGAAGAGAAAGCUCCACUCAGAAAGCCUAAAACACCAGCUGGGAAGUUGGACCAGAAGGAAGGGGACAGACAUCCAUAUGCUGAACAGGACCCAUUGCCUGCCUGGCCAGAUAACAUCAACCCACACACAGGAGAAAGAGGGGGUCCUAGGGGGCCUGAACCCACACGCUACGGAGACUGGGAGAGGAAAGGAAGAGUGACAGACUUCUAGAUGGGACAAUGAGAUGAAUCCACGGAUUGUAGUAACUGUGGUUAGCACAGAUUACAUUGACUGUGUUCACUUGUCAAUCAUGAUCAAUUACCUGAAUGAAGGUGAAAUGUCUAUGAUAUCAAGAUAGUGAUUCCUUGUAUAUUGUAGGGCAACAGUGGCUACCUACAACAAAAUCUGUAUCUGUGCAUAUGGUAGAAAAAUAAGCAACUUGCUUGUUUGUUUUU